Molecule: messenger RNA, 606 nt
Organism: Puccinia graminis f. sp. tritici CRL 75-36-700-3
Lineage: Eukaryota; Fungi; Basidiomycota; Pucciniomycetes; Pucciniales; Pucciniaceae
Exons: 3
Coding region: 1-606 (201 amino acids)
Source: RefSeq, a predicted model, not a curated record
AUGUCAAAUCAGGUAUAUAAUUGCCAUUUUUUGGCGACAUCAAACACUGCUUCUGCGUUAGAAUUGGCUGAUCAGAUUGUAGAUGAGUUGAAUUUACUUUCAAGUGAAGGGUUCAAUGCAUAUGAUCAUGGAUUGCAGGAGGAUGUGUUGGUAAUGCCCUUUGUUUUAUGCUUCCUUGGGGAUUCUCCUAUGCAUGCAGAGAUAGCAAACACCCCAAUGCCCUCUACCGCCUUGAACCCCUGUCGAACCUGCAAAUUGUCGGCCCCUGGGAAGGGAUCUAAAUCAACACUAGAGUAUGUCAAUGAUUUCUUAGGGAAAGAUGCAGAUGGUAACAAGGCCAGCUUUAAAUAUCGUCAGUGGUCUGAAACCAUCAAGCAUACUCAUGAACUUUGGGACAUAGGAAUGACCAAGUCCAAGAAGAAAUUUGAUGAAAAAUCCAUAGAAUUAGGAGUAAGGGAUGUGUUCAAUCGGCAAUGUCUCCAAAUCAUCAAGGACCGCAAAGCCCCCAGGUCCAAAAAGAAUUUGAUACGACAGAUGCACAAGGCAAAAUCUCCAAAAUUAUUCAGCCCAAUUCUCCGGCUCAAAGGUCAGCCAUUAGAAUCUUGA